Rhododendron vialii is the source of this 1185-nucleotide messenger RNA. Its product is annotated as probable protein phosphatase 2C 58. Gene Ontology annotation, molecular function: protein serine/threonine phosphatase activity. The record is from RefSeq and is a predicted model, not a curated record. The coding region runs from base 160 to 1020 and encodes 286 amino acids. Gene Ontology annotation, cellular component: nucleus; cytosol. Gene Ontology annotation, biological process: protein dephosphorylation. Lineage: Eukaryota; Viridiplantae; Streptophyta; Magnoliopsida; Ericales; Ericaceae. The transcript has 5 exons.
UUUGACAAAUAAAAGCAACCGAUGUUGAUGAAGACCUGUACGUAUACCUUUCUCUCUGUGUAUCACCGUAUAUACCACUCCUCUCCCUCUCCAAAGCGGAAUUUCUCUCUCUCUCUCUCUCUCUCUAAAAAAAUUCUUUCUGAUUAGCGGAGGAAAAUCAUGAACGGAAGAGAAAUUUUGCACAAAAUGAAGGAAAAAGCUUGCUUUGUUUCAACCCAACCAGCUUCACCAGAUCCUGGGAAAGGCAAGAGUAGAAUGUCGAAGCAUGUUACUCAUGGAUUUCAUCUCGUGAAAGGAAAAUCAAAUCAUCCCAUGGAAGACUGUUUAGUUUCUGAGUACAAGAAAGUAGAUGAUAAGGAGUUGGGUUUAUUUGCAAUUUUUGAUGGCCACAUGGGCCACAACGUUGCAAAUUACUUGCAAUCACACCUAUUUAACAACAUCUUGAAAGAGCAUGACUUAUGGAACAAUACAGAAAGUGCAAUGAAGAGAGCUUAUCAUGCAACUGAUGCUUCUAUUUUGGAACAAUCAGUUGUUCUGGGGAAAGGAGGGUCAACUGCAGUAACAGCAAUCCUGAUCAACAAUCAGAAGCUUGUAGUAGCAAACGUGGGAGAUUCUCGGGCUGUUAUGUGCAAGAGAGGUGUGGCCAAACAACUAUCAGUUGAUCAUGAGCCAGGCAAGGAAAAAGAUAGGAUUGAAAGCAAGGGCGGCUUUGUGUCGAACCUUCCAGGUGAUGUACCUCGAGUUGAUGGACAGCUGGCAGUGGCGAGGGCAUUUGGCGACAAGAGCUUGAAGAGACAUUUGAGUUCAGAACCUGAUGUGGCGGUGGAGAUGAUAGACGAUGAUACCGAAUUUGUCAUUUUGGCAAGUGAUGGGUUGUGGACGGUGAUGUCGAACCAAGAAGCAGUGGAUUCCAUCAAAAGCAUAAAAGAUGCAGCAUCAGCAGCGAAGCAUUUGAUAGAAGAGGCUCUUUCUAAGAAAAGCAGAGAUGACAUCUCCUGCAUAGUAGUGAAAUUUCAGUAAUCUGCGAUUCUUAAAUGAAGGAAAAAAUGUGACUAGCAACUCGUGUAAUUAGAUUGCUAUACUCGUUUGUCGCCUAUUAGUUGUAUUUUCUUGAUGCUUUUCUGUACAUUCGACUGAUUGUUCACGGUAGAUGAUAAUGGUGUUUUCAUGAUACUUUUCGAUGAA